Tarenaya hassleriana is the source of this 1015-nucleotide messenger RNA. Its product is annotated as prostatic spermine-binding protein-like. The transcript is spliced from 2 exons. NCBI's taxonomy places the organism in Eukaryota, Viridiplantae, Streptophyta, Magnoliopsida, Brassicales, Cleomaceae. The record is from RefSeq and is a predicted model, not a curated record. Bases 211 to 798 code for a protein of 195 amino acids.
AACCGUCCGAUCUGGUGCCACGUCAGUCAUCCUCGAGAAAGUUAAAUUGAACGGCUGAGAUCAGAUUUCCUGAGGCUACUGUUAGAGCUGGUCGAAGCUCCUCGCCACUCUCUCUCCCACCUUCCCCUCCCUCUGUCAAAAAGUCUGGAAAUUUUUUUCCUAGGGAAGUUAGAUUUUUUUUUUCUGGAGGAAUAUUGCCACUGAGGUAAGAUGACGCUCGUUGAAGAUGAUAAGAAGUUCAAGGAGGAACCUGAAGUUCAGGUUCUGAGCAGCGAUGACGACGGUGAUGAAGAAGCGAAAGACGGAGAAGAAGUCGACGGCGACAAAGACGGCGGUGAAGGAGAUGAUGACGAAGACGACGAAGACGAGAGUGAGGAAGGAGAUGGUGAAGAAGAAGAUGACGAUGAAGUGCAGGUGCUGUACUCCUCCGGUGGGCCGCCGGAACAGUCGGCGGAAGACGAGGAAGAAGAAGGCGACGAAGAUGGAAACGGAGGCGGUGACGAUGACGACGACGACGAUGACGACGACGACGACGAAGAGGACGAUAAUGACGAAGAAGAGGAGGAGGAUCUGGGGACAGAGUACCUAGUGAGGCCGGUGGCUGGGGCAGAAGACGAAGAAGAUGCGAGUGAUUUUGAGCCUGAGGAGAAUGGUGAGGAAGAGGACGUCGACGAAGAGGACGAAGAUGAGGGUGGUCAGCCGCCAAAGCGGAAGAGGGCCGCCAAGGACGAUGAUGAUGAUGAUGGUAGUGAUGAUGAUGGUGGUGGUGAUGAUGAUGAGAGGCCUUCCAAGAGGUAGCUCAAAACUGACACGGACCAAGAGCUCCUUAGGUACAAAUUGUGAUGGGUUGAGACCCAUCUUUUAAAAAGAUGAUCUUUUUUAUUUAUUUUCAGAGCAGAAAAAAUGUUAAAUCGAAUUUGAACCGAUAGAUUUGGAUGAUGGGGUUCUCAUGCCCCAUGUAGUUCAUCUGAUGUUGAUGCAUUUAGCACCAUCUUUAACAUGGUGCCUUUCCCAA